AUGCCCCGAUCGUUUCGCUCUACAUGUGGCUUCAUCCGGUCACCUCAUCGCCCUCACCUCAUCUGUUCCGUCCUUCCACUCAUUCCAUCCCACCAACACCCACCUCGUUCAACCCAAUCAUCAUCGCUGACCGACGCGCCCCUUCCCCGGGCCAACAGCUUCUUCAAGACCCUCAUCGACCAGUCCGUCACCGUCGAGCUCAAGAACGACAUCAAGGUGACGGGCACCCUCAAGUCGGUCGACCAGUACCUCAACAUCAAGCUGGACGACAUCUCGGUCCACGAGGAGCUGCGCUACCCGCAUCUCAGCGCCGUCAAGAAUGUGUUUAUCCGCGGCUCCGUCGUCCGCUAUGUCCACCUGCCCGCCAGCGCUGUGGACGUUACCCUGCUUGAGGAUGCUGCAAGGAGAG
This is a messenger RNA of Diaporthe amygdali, 409 nucleotides long. RefSeq names its product small nuclear ribonucleoprotein lsm2. The transcript has a single exon. Gene Ontology annotation, molecular function: RNA binding. The annotation marks the transcript as partial. NCBI's taxonomy places the organism in Eukaryota, Fungi, Ascomycota, Sordariomycetes, Diaporthales, Diaporthaceae. The record is from RefSeq and is a predicted model, not a curated record. Gene Ontology annotation, biological process: mRNA splicing, via spliceosome. Gene Ontology annotation, cellular component: U6 snRNP; catalytic step 2 spliceosome; Lsm1-7-Pat1 complex.